Cercocebus atys (sooty mangabey) is the source of this 6711-nucleotide messenger RNA. It is a transcript of the gene CLTC, whose product is annotated as clathrin, heavy chain (Hc). The record is from RefSeq and is a predicted model, not a curated record. NCBI's taxonomy places the organism in Eukaryota, Metazoa, Chordata, Mammalia, Primates, Cercopithecidae. Bases 942 to 5753 code for a protein of 1603 amino acids. The transcript is spliced from 32 exons. Gene Ontology annotation, biological process: receptor-mediated endocytosis; intracellular protein transport; mitotic cell cycle. Gene Ontology annotation, molecular function: clathrin light chain binding; structural molecule activity. Gene Ontology annotation, cellular component: clathrin complex; clathrin coat of trans-Golgi network vesicle; clathrin coat of coated pit.
AGCCAACUCUUCCUAUGUGUUUAUGCAAGUGCAAUAACUAGAGUUUACGUUUUUAAGUAUAUUGAUUAAAUUUGGUUAAAGAAAAUUGAUCUGCUGAUACCGAACUUGAUUUAAACCACUUUAAUGACUUUUACUUGGAAUGUAUCUGUGGAAUAUCUUAACAUAGAUCUACUUAGAAUAAUUUUAAGUUUUAGAAUAAAUGCAUUUAUAUUUUGUAUCUGGUAUAAGACUGUGCUAAACAUAUCUCUCUACAGAGGAAACAAAUUAGUGAUUCAUAUUCUGGAAUAGAACAUACUUUACUAAUAUUAGCACCUAAACAUGGCAGAAUUUUGUAUGAUCAUAAACUUGCCUUUGAUUCUGUGCUUUUUUUUGUACUUCAGGCUUGUGUUUCACUUAGAUUAUUGGGUUCUAGAAAGGGCUUGAAUUUACUUGUUUAAAGUGUGUUUGUAUUUAGGUGGAUAUUAAAGCUCUUGAGUGAAGCGUAUUUGAGUUUAUUCAGACUAACUUUUUAAUUGUCCCAACAAGGGAACUGUGCAGCUUAGAAUAAACAGAGUUCAAAGACUCUUAGACUGUCAGGGAGCCUGUAUUCCUUUGAACUUUAGGGUGAGACUAAUUGACCCGUUAAAACAGAUGUUUUUAAGAGGACUCGGUGAAAAACUGACUCUUAAAAAGGCAUUUGAUUGCCUAUUUUUUGCUUUGUUUCUCAUUUUGAUAGAAGGAAGAAAAGUUCAAGUUCCCAGUAAUUUCUGAGUUGUUAGAGGUGCCGAACUUUGACUUUGCUUUACAUGAUUUAAACUUUGUAUGUAGUAAUAAUACUAGAUGGAGAGUAAAUAGGGUUGGGUAGGACUAGCAUAUUCAAACACAUAAGUCACUAUUACAUAUCUAAGAUAGAAGCUCAUCUCAUCUCGAGGAAAAAUUGUCCAGCUUUCACAUGGGACCAGAUGUUUUGUGACACUGGGAAAACUCUUCAGAUUUUUAACAUUGAAAUGAAAAGUAAAAUGAAGGCUCAUACUAUGACUGAUGAUGUCACCUUUUGGAAAUGGAUCUCUUUGAAUACGGUUGCUCUUGUUACGGAUAAUGCAGUUUAUCACUGGAGUAUGGAAGGAGAGUCUCAGCCAGUGAAAAUGUUUGAUCGCCAUUCUAGCCUUGCAGGGUGCCAGAUUAUCAAUUACCGUACAGAUGCAAAACAAAAGUGGUUACUUCUGACUGGUAUAUCUGCACAGCAAAAUCGUGUGGUGGGAGCUAUGCAGCUAUAUUCUGUAGAUAGGAAAGUAUCUCAGCCCAUUGAAGGACAUGCAGCUAGCUUCGCACAGUUUAAGAUGGAAGGAAAUGCAGAAGAAUCAACAUUAUUUUGUUUUGCAGUACGGGGCCAAGCUGGAGGGAAGUUACAUAUUAUUGAAGUUGGCACACCACCUACAGGGAACCAGCCCUUUCCAAAGAAGGCAGUGGAUGUUUUCUUUCCUCCAGAAGCACAAAAUGAUUUUCCUGUUGCAAUGCAGAUCAGUGAAAAGCAUGAUGUGGUAUUCUUGAUAACCAAGUAUGGUUAUAUCCACCUCUAUGAUCUUGAGACUGGUACCUGCAUCUACAUGAAUAGAAUCAGUGGAGAAACGAUUUUUGUUACUGCACCUCAUGAAGCCACAGCUGGAAUAAUUGGAGUAAACAGAAAGGGACAAGUUCUGUCAGUGUGUGUGGAAGAAGAAAACAUAAUUCCUUACAUCACCAAUGUUCUACAAAAUCCUGAUUUGGCUCUGAGAAUGGCUGUACGUAACAACUUAGCCGGUGCUGAAGAACUCUUUGCCCGGAAAUUUAAUGCUCUUUUUGCCCAGGGAAAUUACUCAGAGGCAGCAAAGGUGGCUGCUAAUGCACCAAAGGGUAUUCUUCGUACUCCAGACACUAUCCGUCGGUUCCAGAGUGUCCCAGCCCAGCCAGGUCAAACUUCUCCUCUACUUCAGUACUUUGGUAUCCUUUUGGACCAGGGACAGCUCAACAAAUACGAAUCCUUAGAGCUUUGUAGGCCUGUACUUCAGCAAGGGCGAAAACAGCUUUUGGAGAAAUGGUUAAAAGAAGAUAAGCUGGAAUGUUCUGAAGAACUGGGUGAUCUUGUGAAAUCUGUGGACCCUACAUUGGCACUUAGUGUGUACCUAAGGGCUAAUGUCCCAAAUAAAGUCAUUCAGUGCUUUGCAGAAACAGGUCAAGUCCAGAAGAUUGUUUUAUAUGCUAAAAAAGUUGGAUACACUCCAGAUUGGAUAUUUCUGCUGAGAAAUGUAAUGCGAAUCAGUCCAGAUCAGGGACAGCAGUUUGCCCAAAUGUUAGUUCAAGAUGAAGAGCCUCUUGCUGACAUCACACAGAUUGUAGAUGUCUUUAUGGAAUACAAUCUAAUUCAGCAAUGUACUGCAUUCUUGCUUGAUGCUCUGAAGAAUAAUCGCCCAUCUGAAGGUCCUUUACAGACGCGGUUACUUGAGAUGAACCUUAUGCAUGCGCCUCAAGUUGCAGAUGCUAUUCUAGGCAAUCAGAUGUUCACACAUUAUGACCGGGCUCACAUUGCUCAACUGUGUGAAAAGGCUGGCCUACUGCAGCGUGCAUUAGAACACUUCACUGAUUUAUAUGAUAUAAAACGUGCAGUGGUUCACACCCAUCUUCUUAACCCUGAGUGGUUAGUCAACUACUUUGGUUCCUUAUCAGUAGAAGACUCCCUAGAAUGCCUCAGAGCCAUGCUGUCUGCCAACAUUCGUCAGAAUCUGCAGAUCUGUGUUCAAGUGGCUUCUAAAUAUCAUGAACAACUGUCAACUCAGUCUCUGAUUGAACUUUUUGAAUCUUUCAAGAGUUUUGAAGGUCUCUUUUAUUUUCUGGGAUCCAUUGUUAACUUUAGUCAGGACCCAGAUGUGCACUUUAAAUACAUUCAGGCAGCUUGCAAGACUGGGCAAAUCAAAGAAGUAGAAAGAAUCUGUAGAGAAAGCAACUGCUAUGAUCCUGAGCGAGUCAAGAAUUUUCUUAAGGAAGCGAAACUAACAGAUCAGCUACCACUUAUCAUUGUAUGUGAUCGAUUUGACUUUGUCCAUGAUUUGGUGCUCUAUUUAUAUAGAAAUAAUCUUCAAAAGUAUAUAGAGAUAUAUGUACAGAAGGUGAAUCCAAGUCGACUUCCUGUGGUUAUUGGAGGAUUACUUGAUGUUGACUGUUCUGAAGAUGUCAUAAAAAACUUGAUUCUUGUUGUAAGAGGUCAAUUCUCUACUGAUGAGCUUGUUGCUGAGGUUGAAAAAAGAAACAGAUUGAAACUGCUUCUGCCUUGGCUAGAGGCCAGAAUUCAUGAGGGCUGUGAGGAGCCUGCUACUCACAAUGCCUUAGCCAAAAUCUACAUAGACAGUAAUAACAACCCGGAGAGAUUUCUUCGUGAAAAUCCCUACUAUGACAGUCGCGUUGUUGGAAAGUAUUGUGAGAAGAGAGAUCCACAUCUGGCCUGUGUUGCUUAUGAACGUGGCCAGUGUGAUCUGGAACUUAUUAAUGUUUGCAAUGAGAAUUCCCUCUUCAAAAGUCUUUCUCGCUACUUGGUACGUCGAAAGGAUCCAGAAUUGUGGGGCAGCGUGCUGCUGGAAAGCAAUCCUUACAGGAGACCCCUAAUUGACCAGGUUGUACAAACAGCUUUGUCUGAGACUCAGGACCCUGAAGAAGUGUCAGUAACUGUCAAGGCUUUCAUGACUGCAGACCUUCCUAAUGAACUGAUUGAACUGCUGGAGAAAAUUGUCCUUGAUAACUCUGUAUUCAGUGAACACAGGAAUCUGCAAAACCUCCUUAUCCUCACCGCAAUUAAAGCUGACCGUACACGUGUUAUGGAGUAUAUUAACCGCUUGGAUAAUUAUGAUGCCCCAGAUAUUGCCAAUAUCGCCAUCAGCAAUGAGCUGUUUGAAGAAGCAUUUGCCAUUUUCCGGAAAUUUGAUGUCAAUACUUCAGCAGUUCAGGUCUUAAUUGAACAUAUUGGAAACUUGGAUCGGGCAUAUGAGUUUGCUGAACGUUGCAAUGAACCUGCGGUCUGGAGUCAACUUGCAAAAGCCCAGUUGCAGAAAGGAAUGGUGAAAGAAGCCAUUGAUUCUUAUAUCAAAGCAGACGAUCCUUCCUCCUACAUGGAAGUUGUUCAGGCUGCCAAUACUAGUGGAAACUGGGAAGAACUGGUGAAGUACUUGCAGAUGGCCCGUAAGAAGGCUCGAGAGUCCUAUGUGGAGACAGAAUUGAUAUUUGCGCUGGCUAAAACAAACCGCCUUGCAGAGUUAGAAGAAUUUAUCAAUGGACCAAAUAAUGCUCAUAUCCAACAAGUUGGUGACCGUUGUUAUGAUGAAAAAAUGUAUGAUGCUGCUAAGUUGUUGUACAAUAAUGUUUCCAAUUUUGGACGUUUGGCAUCUACCCUGGUUCACCUGGGUGAAUAUCAGGCAGCUGUUGAUGGGGCUAGGAAAGCUAACAGUACUCGAACAUGGAAAGAGGUCUGCUUCGCCUGUGUAGAUGGGAAAGAAUUCCGUCUUGCUCAGAUGUGUGGACUUCAUAUUGUUGUACACGCAGAUGAAUUAGAAGAACUUAUCAACUACUAUCAGGAUCGUGGCUAUUUUGAAGAGCUGAUUACCAUGUUGGAAGCAGCACUGGGACUUGAGCGAGCUCACAUGGGAAUGUUUACUGAAUUAGCUAUUCUAUACUCUAAAUUUAAGCCUCAGAAAAUGAGGGAGCACCUGGAGCUGUUCUGGUCUAGAGUGAAUAUUCCCAAGGUGCUAAGAGCUGCAGAACAAGCUCAUCUUUGGGCAGAACUGGUGUUUUUGUAUGACAAGUAUGAAGAAUAUGAUAAUGCCAUAAUUACCAUGAUGAAUCAUCCAACUGAUGCCUGGAAAGAAGGGCAGUUCAAAGAUAUCAUUACCAAGGUUGCCAAUGUGGAACUAUACUACAGAGCAAUACAGUUCUAUUUAGAAUUCAAGCCUCUGUUGUUAAAUGAUUUGCUGAUGGUGCUGUCUCCACGGUUGGAUCACACUCGUGCAGUCAAUUAUUUCAGCAAGGUUAAACAGCUACCACUGGUGAAACCAUAUUUGCGUUCAGUUCAGAACCAUAACAACAAAUCUGUGAAUGAAUCAUUGAACAACCUCUUUAUUACAGAAGAAGAUUAUCAGGCUCUGCGAACAUCAAUAGAUGCUUAUGACAACUUUGACAAUAUCUCGCUUGCUCAGCGUUUGGAAAAACAUGAACUCAUUGAGUUCAGGAGAAUUGCUGCUUAUCUCUUCAAAGGCAACAAUCGCUGGAAACAGAGUGUAGAGCUGUGCAAGAAAGACAGCCUUUACAAGGAUGCAAUGCAGUAUGCUUCUGAAUCUAAAGAUACUGAGUUGGCUGAAGAACUCCUGCAGUGGUUUUUGCAGGAAGAAAAAAGAGAGUGCUUUGGAGCUUGUCUGUUUACCUGUUACGAUCUUUUAAGGCCAGAUGUUGUCCUAGAAACUGCAUGGAGGCACAAUAUCAUGGAUUUUGCCAUGCCCUAUUUCAUCCAGGUCAUGAAGGAAUACUUGACAAAGGUUGAUGCAAUAAAGGAAAAGGUGGAUAAAUUAGAUGCUUCAGAAUCACUGAGAAAAGAAGAAGAACAAGCUACAGAGACACAACCCAUUGUUUAUGGUCAGCCCCAGUUGAUGCUGACAGCAGGACCCAGUGUUGCCGUCCCUCCCCAGGCACCUUUUGGUUAUGGUUAUACCGCACCACCGUAUGGACAGCCACAGCCUGGCUUUGGGUACAGCAUGUGAGAUGAAAAGCUGAUCCUGUAGUCACCUAUUUUCGUACUGAAACAUCGUCUCUACCCACUUCUCUGUUUAUAAUGGGGGAAACAGGCAACGUGUUCUUGUAACCUUUAUUUCAUGAAGGACUCCUUUUUGUUUCUAACUAUAAACUUGGAUCACCUAUGUUAAAACCUUAUUUCACAUUCCACAUCAUUUUAGAAUUUAUUUUCGAAGGGGAAUAGUUUCAAUGUUUUAUUCACUUGGGCUUUUUUUCUUCCCCCUCAUUCUUUAAAGAACUGCUUAAUAUUUAAUCUGUUGUGAAGAAUCUGAUUUGCACUCUGUAGUGUUUAAAGAAACAAAGAAACUCUAAUAUUGAAUCUCUUAAAUUUAGUGUAUGUAAACAGCUUACAAAUAUGUAUUGUCUAAAUGCAUUUAAAUCUGUUUUAUUCAAAGAAAAGCUAAAGCAAAAAUACUGGCAUAUGACCAUGCAAGACUGUCAAUGCCAACAAAGACAACACUAAUCAGCACAUCCUACACUGGAUUGCAGUGCUUUCCAGAUUAUUUGAAAAAUGUUACAGACAACUUGCCUGAUUUUUAAAUGAGCAUAAAAGGCCCUCUAACCUAUGCAGGUUUCCCCAUUAUGCAUAUAGAAAAUGCUAGUAUGUUUUGCUCACUUCAUAUGUAACAGGUGCCCUUAUGUUGUGCUGUAUCCUGUGCUUUUUCUGUGGGACCAUUCCAUUCAGGAGCAAAGAGCACCAUGAUUCCAAUCUUGUGUGUGUUUACUAACCCUUCCCUGAGGUUUGUGUAUGUUGGAUAUUGUGGUGUUUUAGAUCACUGAGUGUACAGAAGAGAGAAAUUCAAACAAAAUAUUGCUGUUAUUCAGUUUUGUUUGUGGAAUUUGAAAUUACUCAAGUUUAAAAUAAAUUACUGGACUGUGGAAAUAACAUAGAUUUGAAGUUUUAAUUAAAUACCACUCAAACCAAAA